Sceloporus undulatus (fence lizard) is the source of this 3118-nucleotide messenger RNA. RefSeq names its product thioredoxin reductase 3 (gene TXNRD3). Gene Ontology annotation, cellular component: cytosol; mitochondrion. Gene Ontology annotation, molecular function: thioredoxin-disulfide reductase (NADPH) activity; flavin adenine dinucleotide binding; glutathione-disulfide reductase (NADPH) activity. The transcript is spliced from 16 exons. The record is from RefSeq and is a predicted model, not a curated record. Gene Ontology annotation, biological process: cell redox homeostasis; glutathione metabolic process; cellular response to oxidative stress. The coding region runs from base 138 to 1958 and encodes 606 amino acids. NCBI's taxonomy places the organism in Eukaryota, Metazoa, Chordata, Lepidosauria, Squamata, Phrynosomatidae.
UCCCUACUGCGCAUGCGUGAAAGUGAGCGAGGCGUUGCUUCUCCCUCCGUCUCACGCUGGAGGAGUCUCAGUAGCGGCUGUUUCUCCUUUCCUCCCUCUCUCCCUUCGCCGCCGCGUCGAGGCCGAAAAGCGAAGCCAUGCCGCCCCCGGGCCAAGUCCGAAUGCCGGACUGGGACGCGCUGAAGCUCCGCGUGCGGACCAUGAUCACCUCCCACCGGGUCAUGAUCUUCAGCAAGAGCUACUGCCCCUUCUGCCGGAAGGUACAAGAUCUCUUUCAUUCUUUGGCAGUCGAAUAUAGUGUUCUAGAACUUGACAAGACUGAUGAAGGACCCAGCAUCCAGGAAAUGUUACUAGAAUUGACCGGCCAAAGAACUGUUCCCAAUGUGUUUGUAAAUGGAACUCAUGUGGGUGGAUGUGAUCAGACUUUUCAGGCUUACCAUAGUGGGUUAUUGCAGAAGCUUUUAGGGGAAGGCAAGGGCGAAGAAAUGGAAGUCUAUGACUAUGACCUAAUUGUUAUUGGUGGUGGUUCUGGUGGACUCGCAUGUUCCAAGGAAGCUGCAACUUUAGGAAAGAAAGUCAUGGUGCUUGACUAUGUUGUACCAUCACCAAUGGGUACUACAUGGGGACUAGGUGGCACUUGUGUAAAUGUUGGCUGCAUUCCUAAGAAGCUGAUGCAUCAGUCAGCUCUGUUAGGACAGGCCUUGCAAGAUUCAAGGAAGUUUGGCUGGGAAUAUGAUGAGCAAGUUAAACACAACUGGGAGAGCAUGGUUGAAGCAAUUCAAAAUUAUAUAGGAUCCUUGAAUUGGGGUUAUCGGGUGGCCUUACGUGAGAAGACUGUAACGUACUUCAAUGCAUAUGGGGAGUUUGUCGGGCCGCACAAGAUCAAGGCAGUCAAUAGAAAAGGACAAGAAACUUUCCACACAGCUCAGACAUUUGUUAUUGCUACAGGAGAAAGACCUCGAUAUUUAGGUAUUCCAGGAGACAAAGAAUACUGUAUUACAAGUGAUGACCUCUUCUCACUGCCCUACUGCCCUGGAAAGACAUUGAUUGUGGGAGCUUCUUACGUAGCUCUGGAAUGUGCAGGAUUUCUUGCUGGCCUGGGUUUAGAUGUCACUGUUAUGGUUCGCUCUAUCCUUCUCCGUGGCUUUGAUCAGGAAAUGGCAGAGAGAGCAGGUGCUUACAUGGAAACUCAUGGUAUAAAAUUCAUCAGGAAGUUUGUUCCCAUUGAGGUCAUAAAGUUGGAAGAUGGCAUGCCUGGAAGACUCAAAGUGAUUGCACAAUCCACAAAUGGACCAGAUAUUAUUGAAGGAGACUAUAACACUGUUUUGAUAGCUGUGGGUCGUGAUGCUUGUACGGGAAAUAUUGGCCUGGACAAAAUUGGUGUGAAAAUUAAUGAAAAGAAUGGAAAAAUACCUGUAAAUGAUGAAGAACAAACAAAUGUGCCUUAUGUAUAUGCUGUUGGAGAUAUUUUAGAUGGAAAGCUUGAACUUACACCAGUUGCCAUACAGGCAGGCAAGCUCUUAGCCCGCAGACUUUUUGGAGGGAGCUCCAUAAAGUGUGACUACGUCAAUGUUUCAACUACAGUGUUCACACCUUUGGAAUAUGGGUGUUGUGGACUAUCAGAAGAACGUGCCAUUGAACAAUUUGGGCAAGAGAACAUAGAGGUAUAUCACAAUCUCUUCUGGCCACUUGAAUGGACAAUACCUAACAGAGACAACAAUACCUGCUAUGCAAAAGUAAUCUGCAAGAAGUUUGACAAUAACCGUGUAAUAGGAUUUCAUGUUCUUGGGCCCAAUGCUGGGGAGAUUACCCAAGGUUUUGGGGCAGCAAUGAAAUGUGGUAUCACAAAGGAGUUACUUGAUGAAACAAUCGGUAUACAUCCAACAUGUGCAGAGGUGUUCACUACCAUGGAAAUUACGAAGGCUUCAGGGAAAGAUAUUGGUCAGAGUGGCUGCUGAGGUUAAACCCUGCUGUUUUAACUGUUUCCCUUCGCUCCAGUUACCUGUAUUGAAGGUUUUAAGAUGCAUACAAACAUACAUGGGUGAACAAAUGGUAUCAGACAGCAGUAUAUUGCUGUUUCUACAUAGUACAUUUCUUAAACCUCUAUUUAAAGGUAGCGGUGUCUACAGGAAACAGUUUACAACAGCAGGGUUAACUUUCAUCUUGACUUGCUUAGAAUGGCACAGAAGUGCAUUUUUGAAGUUUUGGCUCUGAACCCCGUUUGGAGGCGAGUCAUGACGGAUGAUUUCUAUGCAAAGUUGGGAAAACCAGUUCGUCCAGUCAAACAAUUAGUUUCCUUCCAGAGGAAAUUCUUGAGUCGCACAAAUGAAGUUUAAUGUUCUUAGUUUUAGUACUUUUGUAUGAAUGUGUCAGGAACAGAUGAAUGUAUAGUUGGUAACCUAUGCUAGCAACUCCUCUUAACUCCCUUGAGUCACCAUUGUGUUUUAUCUGUUGUUAACAUGAAUGGUGAGGUCUGUUUGCAGUGUUUAUAAAUAUCUCUCUUUAAAUAGUCAUAAAUUAGAAAAUAAGCGAACAAAGCUAAAGCAUUAUUCUGUAUAUGCAUCAGAGCUCACAGGGCACAUAAUAUGGUAAAUUUAUUUUUAAUAUGCUGUCUACAUAGCUCCCAGGACAAUUACCAUUUUUACAGAUUUUGUAGCAUAAAUUUAUUUUAGCAGAAAAAGAUACAACUUCUUUUUGCUGGAGUGAUUUUCUGUCAUCUUCAGAUUCCUCUGUCAUAUUUCACAAGUGAAGAAAAAUAUUCCACGUUCAAUUGAAAUCUGCUAAUAAUAACUUAAUCUUGUUCCCAUUUAUACUAUAACCAAAUAGUUUUCAUAACAUGGAAUGUAUUUGGUUUAGAUCACUUGUAUGCAAGUACUUUGCUUGAACAAUGGUAUAGCAGCAAGCAUCAAUUCAUUUUGCUUCAUAAAAAUUCCCAGUACCUUGAAACGUCUCUGGCAGGACAUUUGCUUUGAAGAAUUUUGUGUUGGGUUUGUUUUGUUUUGUCUAAAUAUGUCUUCUGAAAUGCUUUUUCAAAAGCUGUAUCAUAAUAACAGUUUUUAAAAACUAUUUAUGAUGCAUCAUGGAAUCUCAAGUUCAAUAAAUGAGUAAUGUCACAUGA